Molecule: messenger RNA, 1998 nt
Organism: Tripterygium wilfordii
Lineage: Eukaryota; Viridiplantae; Streptophyta; Magnoliopsida; Celastrales; Celastraceae
Exons: 1
Coding region: 1-1998 (665 amino acids)
Source: RefSeq, a predicted model, not a curated record
AUGUGGCAUGGGGAAGAUAUUCAUACCACACCAUCUUGUAAUGUAGAUUUUCCGUUUGAGUCUAUGGACUACAACGAUGGUAACACAGUGGAUAUGGUGAAUGAUGCUUACAAAAAUUGUUUUGGAGAUCCUAAGGCAUUUAGGGAACAACCAGAACAUGCUCAGAAACCUUUGUACCCAGGAUGUACAAAAUUAACUAAGUUAGGCACUUUGGUGAAGUUGUUCAAUAUCAAGGGUAAAUUUGGGUGGUCUGAUAAUAGUUUUACCGAACUACUGAGUUUUCUGACAAAAUUGUUGCCUGAAAACAAUGAAAUUCCAGAAUCCAUGUAUGAGGCGAAGAAAACAAUGUCCGCUUUGGGCUUAGAAUAUGUGAAAAUACAUGCUUGCCCAAAUGAUUGCAUACUCUAUCGAAAAGAGUAUGAACGACUUUCUAAAUGCCCUACUUGUGGUUUAUCUAGAUGGAAGAAAAAGGAUGGCAGAGUUGACCAAUAUAGGAAUGGUGUACCUGCGAAGGUCUUAUGGUACUUCCAACCCAUUCCUAGAUUUAGGCAUAUGUUUCAGUCAACUCAAACUGCAAAGGACUUGACUUGGCAUUCAAAUGCGAGGGCCAUUGAUGGUAAGCUCCGACAUCUGGCUGAUUCACCAUCAUGGAAGCUAGUUGAUGAGAAAUGGCCUACAUUUGCAUCGAAUCCUAGAAAUCUUCGUCUUGCCCUUUCAACUGAUGGAAUCAAUCCACAUAGCUCUCUUAGUAGUACAUAUAGUUGUUGGCCAGUUCUUCUUAUAACAUACAAUCUUCCGCCAUGGUUGUGUAUGAAACGGAAAUUUAUGAUGUUGUCCCUAUUGAUUUCUGGUCCUCAACAACCGGGCAAUGACAUUGAUGUGUACUUGGCUCCUUUGAUAGAAGAUUUACAAAUUUUGUGGAAUGUUGGGGUAGAUGCUUAUGAUGUCAACAAAAAGGAAUUCUUUAAUUUAAGAGCUGUGUUACUAUGGACUAUAAAUGACUUUUCAGCAUAUGGGAAUUUGGCGGGUUGCACCGUUAAAGGGUACAAUGCAUGUCCAUAUUGUGGUGUAAACACACCCAAAUGUAGACUUAAACAUAAUAGAAAAAAUGCAUAUAUGGGUCAUCAUCGGUGGCUUCCUUCUAAUCAUGAAUUCAAAUGCCAAGCGAAAGCCUUUGACAACACAACAAUAGAGCAUGGCCAAGCUCCGAAAUCGUUGAACAGUGAUGAGAUUUUACAGCUAGUUGAGUCUAUUGAACAUGAAUGGGGAAAGAGCAAGACUAAGAAACGCAAAAGGAUCGACAAUGAUGAACGUGUUUGGUGGAAGAAAAAAUCCAUAUUCUAUAAUUUAGAUUAUUGGAAGUACUUGCUGGUGCGACAUCUAUUAGAUGUUAUGCACAUUGAAAAAAAUGUGUGUGAGAGCAUAUAUGGAACACUGUUGCACAUUCCUAGAAAGACCAAAGAUGGUCUUAAGUCAAGGAAGGAUCUUGUGGCAAUGAAAAUUAGGGACAAAUUAGCACCAUUAGUAAAAGGUAAGCGUAUCUUUCUUCCCCCAGCUUCUUACACAUUAACUAGAGAUGAAAAGGUAAGCUUUUGCAAAACUUUGAAGAGUAUCAAGGUUCCUGAUGGGUAUUCGUCAAACAUCAAGAAUCUUGUGUCAAUGAAAGACUUUAAACUUCAAGGCCUAAAGUCCCAUGAUUGUCAUGUUCUUAUGCAACAACUUUUACCCAUUGCACUUCGGUGUGUUUUGUCAAAGCAUGUCAAAGAUGCUAUUAUCAGGUUUUGUUUCUUCUUCAAUUCCUUGUGUGCAACUGUGGUUGAUGUGUCAGUAUUGGAUAAAUUGGAGACGGACAUCAUAGUGACUUUGUGCUUGUUGGAAAAAUGUUUUCCCCUAUCUUUUUUCGACAUUAUGGUUCAUCUUACUGUGCACUUAGUCAACGAAAUUAGACUUUGUGGUCCUGUCAUCUUCGUUGGAUGUAUCCUUUUGAGAGAUACAUGA